AUGCCAUUCGAGAUUACGACACACACCAUAUCAGAAUGUGCCGCCAAAGGGGGCGAAUGUGACGAGGGCAAAGGGCGACCGGUGUGUGGCAGUGAUAACAAGACGUAUCCGACGCGCUGCCACCUGAUACGGGCCCAGUGCAGCGGGCACCAGGUUAGCUUCAAGCACCGCGGGUCCUGCAAAGAUGUUUGCAUCGCUUCGCGUACGUACGCCCUCCAGCAGCGGGCCAACUCGGCGUACACGGUUAAGUAUGUACCCCGGUGCCGGGAUGACGGAACCUAUGCGCCGGUCCAGUGCAUCGACGGCGGUGGCUGUUGGUGCGUGAACGGCCAGGGCAAGCAGCUGCCGAACACGAUGGUCCACCACGGCAAGCCGGUGUGCGUGAAGAAGGGCAAAUCGAACCAGCGCCGAUCGUCGCCCCGGAACCCGGUUCGCAACAAGCGCAGCUGCAGUGGGCUCGAUCGGGCCGUGUUUAACACGAACCUGCUGAAGCUGUUCCAGAACGAGCACGUUCGGGUCGUCCCCCUCAAUCUGACCACCACCACCGGGUCGGUCAACAACAACGAGCGCACGGUGCUGGACUGGAAGUUUUCCACGAUGGACGCGAAUGGGAACGGUUUGCUGGAUAAGACGGAGUACCGCACGAUGAAGCGGUUGAUCAAGAAGGUGGUUAAACCGAAGCGCUGUGGAAGAUCGUUCGGUAAAAACUGUGACGCCGACCAGGACGAACGACUGUCGCGUAACGAAUGGUACAACUGUUUGGCCAAAGACGACCUCACACAUCACAACCCAUCAUCACCGUCAUCAUCAUCGUCUAGUUCUUCUCCGGGUGGACACUAUGGGUCUAUCCUUCACCAUAUUCAUCAUCCUAGCGCAGUGUCGCUUGGUGGCGUGAUGCGUGGUGGUGGCGUCGGUGGAGGCAGCGGCGUCGAUGGCGGCGGCGGCGGCGGAAGCAGCAUUCGCGGUGGUGGUGGUCACUUUCUGCGAGCCGAUGACGACGACUCACAGAACAGCUCGAACGAUUUCACUGACUAUUACGAUGACUAUCAUUCAGAGAAUGAGUACGAUUCGGACGAACUGCCCGACAGUGAUAAUGCACUACUGAACGGAUUGCAGUUGCCGGUAAACGGAUUGCAGCCACAUCUGUUGCUGCAGGGUAAAACGAUGGUCGACCCGAAGGGUGACGAAGAUGCGAUCUUCAAGGAUAGUGAAGCGGACUCGGACUGCCUGAGCGAUCGCAAGUACGCACUCGAUGAGCAGAAGUACGGUACGAACACACUGUACGUGCCGGAGUGUACGGCCGACGGGCGGUACCAGCGGGUCCAGUGCUACCGAUCGACCGGUUACUGUUGGUGCGUGAACGAGGACACUGGCAAAAACAUUCCCGGCACGUCAACGAAGGACGAGAAGCCGGUGUGCGAUCAGUACGCUUCGUCCACGCGCCCCAUGAAGGGCUGCCCCGAGGAGAAGAAGAUCGAGUUCCUCAAGGAUCUGAAGGCGUUCCUCAGCAAGCAAGUGUCGACGUCCUUCGCCGGAAAAAUCGUGCCUGGGUGGAACACGGAGGAGGAAAAAAUUGCCAUCCUCAGCUUCGUCCUGCUGGACAAGAACCAAAACAAGCAGCUCGAGCGCAAGGAGUGGAAAGCCUUCCGGGAGCUGAUCACCGCCACGAGACAACUGCGUAAGUGCGGCAAGAAGAUGCCGCGCUACUGUGACGUCAACGGUGACCGCAAGAUCACCCUGUCCGAGUGGAUGAGCUGCUUGGAUGGUAAACGAAACAGUUCGGUCGAUGUGGCCGUCGCCAUGAGUGCCCCGUUGGUGCAGUCCGUGACCAAACCACCGACCGCUGCCAGUAGCAGUAGCGUUAGUAGCAGCAGCAGCCUCAGCAGCAAUAACUCACCAUCAGCAGGCACCAACUCCAAAUUUAAAGGCCGCAACCCGCUGGAGUUUGUGCUGAAGAGCGACUAAUAGGGGCCGACGGAGAACGAAACCGAGACUUAAAUUCCACACAUCAAAUAUCCUUUUUUUACGCAAACAACACACGCCCUCUUUCGUUCCGUGAAUCCGUGCCGUACCGUGCAGAUGACGGCGCAAUGUGCCAACGCGUUGGCGUUCUUUUAUUUCGCUUCUUCGUUUCAGUAUUCGGAGUUCCGGGAGAGUAGGCACAACCUCCAACCUCCUCGGGCUGGCCCGUUCCGUAGGGUCACGGCCAGCGCGUACGAAAGCGCGAAAUGCCCAGUGACAGGCACCCGGCGCAGUGCCGGUGAUGGUGGUGCAAGAACAGUAUUAGUAACACGCAGACACGCCGUAGUAGAGGAAACCGAUACCUUGCCACCGGCUGGCCAGGACUCCCGAACGCGCGCUCCUAAACCACUGCGACGCGCGUUUGCCGAUGUGCCGAUAUUGAAAUUUGCUAAAAGUGCGGGUGUGAUAUAUGUUAUUCAUUUCUAAUGUGUUUAUUGUUAAGUACUGUCCCCGCACGGAAACCUACGUAACACAAACUGUUUUCUCCUGCCCGAGGACCCCAAAACGCAAUGGCUUGCCAAUUUAAUAGACCCCGGCCCUUCCGCUCGGAACAUCCCUCCGCUAACCACGUAUCCGGCCCCGUGCCUGGCCAGCGGUCAACGAAUAUAUGUAUACGCCGUUUGUUUACUGCUGCUGCUGCUGCUUAUUUAUCUUAACUUGUUUCGGGGUUGCAUAUCAGGGAAGAGUGAAUGGAGAAUAGGUAUUUACGAGAACACCAACAGCGGAUCGGGAUGGAUGAAAGUAAAUUUAAAAAGUAGAAAAACCGAAACACGUUGCCGGUACGCUCCCGCCAGAGCAACGAGCGCAAUGCAUCACGUGUUGUGAGGUGGUUACAAUAGGAAAAUACAUCGUUUAAGGUGGUGCAACUCUCGUUAGGCUCCCACAU
This is a messenger RNA of Anopheles bellator, 2908 nucleotides long. RefSeq names its product SPARC-related modular calcium-binding protein 2 (gene magu). The record is from RefSeq and is a predicted model, not a curated record. Bases 1 to 1965 code for a protein of 654 amino acids. The transcript is spliced from 10 exons. Gene Ontology annotation, molecular function: protein binding; calcium ion binding. NCBI's taxonomy places the organism in Eukaryota, Metazoa, Arthropoda, Insecta, Diptera, Culicidae.